Messenger RNA from Acanthosepion pharaonis, 696 nucleotides. Lineage: Eukaryota; Metazoa; Mollusca; Cephalopoda; Sepiida; Sepiidae. The record is from the annotation of a GenBank genome assembly.
AUGACCGGUCAGAACAGAACUACUGGAUUCAUACAUCGUAAAAAUCACGUCCCGUUAUCUAUCUAUCUAUCUAUCUAUCUAUCUAUCUAUGUUCAAAUAUAUCUAUUUAAAUUUUGUAUCUAUCUAUCUAUCUAUCUAUCUAUGUUCAAAUAUAUCUAUUUAAAUUUUCUAUCUAUCUAUCUAUCUAUCUAUCUGCAGCAUACCCAUAAUCUUUCACUCCUCCCUCAGCUGCACCCUCUUCUCUCUCUCUCUCUCUCUCUCUCUCUCAUACUUUCUACAGACAUCAUAGCCGAGAAAAGAGGUGGCUCUCUCUCUCACUCUUUCUCUCACUCUUUCUCUCACUUUUCUUUCUCUCUUUCUCUCUCUCUUUCUCUCUCUCUCUUUUUUUUUCUCUUUCUCUCUCUCUUUUUCUCUCUGUCUCGGUGCUUGCGGAUGUGGAACAUUCUUCUGUUCAUCUCUCUCUCUCUCUCACUCACACACACACACACACACACACUACCAACAGUUUGGAUCUAUCUAUCGUCAAAGUUUCUUUCUUUCUUAUUAUAUUCAUAUCUAUCUAUCUAUCUAUCUAUCUAUCUAUCUAUCUAUCUAUCUAUCCUUCCAGUUCUUUCUUUCUUUCUCGCCAGGUUGUGUCUAUCACUCUCUCUAUAUAUCUAUAUGUCUAUCUAUCUAAGUCUGUUCCUGGCUCUAUAA